Oncorhynchus nerka (sockeye salmon) is the source of this 1649-nucleotide messenger RNA. RefSeq names its product androgen-induced gene 1 protein-like. Gene Ontology annotation, cellular component: membrane; endomembrane system. Bases 90 to 803 code for a protein of 237 amino acids. NCBI's taxonomy places the organism in Eukaryota, Metazoa, Chordata, Actinopteri, Salmoniformes, Salmonidae. The transcript is spliced from 6 exons. The record is from RefSeq and is a predicted model, not a curated record.
GACCCCCAUGCUCUGUGCUAGACCCAUAGCAGCGUCGCUCUGUCAGGAGGAUAAAGCAGGAGACGAGACAAGGAAACAGGGGAAAAAACAUGGCGCUCAUCCCAUCUCAGGUGCUAAGGGUAGCCAUCCUCCUGUCCUAUUUCUCCAUCCUCUGCAAUUAUAAAGCCAUUGACAUGCCCGCGCAUCAAACAUACGGCGGUAGCUGGAAGUUUUUAACAUUCAUAGACCUGGUUAUCCAGGCAGUGUUCUUUGGCGUGUGUGUGCUGACAGACCUGUCCAGCCUGCUGACCAAGGGAAGUGAGAGCCAGGAGCAGGAGAGGCAGCUUAGGAAGCUCAUUGGCCUGAGGGACUGGAUGAUGGCCGUGCUGGCCUUCCCUGUUGGAGUGUUUGUGGUGACCAUGUUCUGGGCCCUAUACUUGUAUGACAGAGACCUGGUGUACCCCAGACUUCUGGACAACUUCAUACCCCAGUGGCUCAACCAUGGCAUGCACACCACCGUCCUCCCCUUCAUCAUCAUUGAGAUGAGGACCACGCACCACCAGUAUCCCAGCAGGCCUUGUGGACUGAUAGCUGUGUGCAGCUUCGCUGUGGGAUAUGUUCUAUGGAUGUGCUGGGUGCAUCAUGUGACCGGCGUGUGGGUCUACCCCCUGUUGGAGCAGAUCAGUCCCCUGGCAAAGGUGGCCUUCUUCUCCUGCCUCACUGUCCUGAUUAACAUCUACUACGUCCUGGGAGAGGUCCUCAACAGCUACAUCUGGGACGGCUCCAAAUGUGUUAUAGACACAGACAAGGCUAAAGCUGACUGAAGGCCAUUGCGGAGUAGGAACACUGCAUUGUGGGUCGCUGCAAAGACAGGCCCAAUCCGGACAGCAUAAUAACAACCUCUAUGUAAAUAAAUUAUUUAAAAAAUAUGUGGGAAUAUGAUCAGAUUUUUUUCUCUUUUGAAAAUAACCUUUUGGGCUUUUAAAGUGCUGAGUCCUCCUCUUGAAGUUGUUGGACUGUAGCUAAGACCUGAGAUGCCUGUUUCCCGUCAAUGACAAGGUGGGAUAUGAAUUCACCACUUUGCUAUGGACUAGGAGGUAUUACGAUGACAUUACAUUUACUCACGUAUUAGUAUUUACUAUUUAAUCAUCCUGUUUAUCCAUCUCUACGACUCAAGCAUUAUCUGAACACCGAGUAUACUGCAUUAAAUGGAAUGAACUUAUUGCUAUGGGUGUGAUAUUAAUCUUAAGAUGCUUAGGCACUCCGGCAGAGUUAGCAAAAGCCAUGUAUCAGGAUUAGCUUUCUCUUCUUUUUCUCCCUUUUCACUGGAGAGCUUUCUAGCGAGGGCAUCUCGCCUACAGAGUGGCAUGAAUGACAGCCUUUUCCUGGUUGUGUAGUGUCUAACAGCUGUACCAUAGAAUGUUCUUUUCUAGGACAGCCAGACUUGUGAGCUCCACUGUUCAAAAUUACCCUUUCUUGUUUUUAUGUUUUUGUAAAAAGGGAUGACAGCGUUUGACUCUUGAAGUGUGUAUGGUCUUUCAAUAAAAAGGUGUUAAGUUAUUUCGAGCGAGUCAGAUGUGUGUGUGUGUGUGUGUCAGUCAGAGUCUCACUACAGCUCUUCUCUUCAAUUAAAAAGAAAAAUCACCACACUUGUGAUUUAAUGUUUGGCC